AUGAGGCUUGUGCGCCACUUCGCAAAAAUCUACGCACUUCUGGUGGGCAUCCAGGAAUUUGAUCCGGAAAUUGUCGCGGCAGUGCUAAACAGUGAUCACCAGUCGGCUUCCGAUUUGGACUCCAGCCAUCCCGCCUUGCCAGAAUCGUACCGGAAAUUAGUGAAGAGGGGCCUGGCUGACACCGAUAGCUUCUACUCUUUUGUUGAGCAACAGCAGCGUGGGCGCGAGCGUCUUGAGAAGUUGUUGAGUGACAUUAUUGAGGCCGAGGAACCCACAAAGAGUGUUGCACUACCUGUCUUGCUUGUCUCCGAGGUCUUUACGCGCCGAUACGGGAUGAAG
Messenger RNA from Mesorhabditis spiculigera, 339 nucleotides. NCBI's taxonomy places the organism in Eukaryota, Metazoa, Nematoda, Chromadorea, Rhabditida, Rhabditidae. The record is from the annotation of a GenBank genome assembly.